AUGCCGCGCAAAUCCGCGGCCGCCGCGCCGCCGCCGCCGCGCGCGGACGACGUCGCGAACGACCCCGACCUCGCGGACUUCCUCAAGCAGCUCGUGAACGUGGACGACGCGGGGGGGGAUCGCUUUCUUCAUCCGCGCGGCGCCGCGAACCCCGACGCGGUGUGGAGCGACCUGGACAACCUCGACGUCGCGGACAACAUCGACGUGUCCCUGGGCGCCAGCGGCGGCGCGCUGGGCGCGGUGGCCGCGGCCGGCCACGUCCGCGCCCGCGCCGUCGACUCCCCCUCCCUCGCCAGCGUCGCGAGCGCGGACGUGAGAAGAGGCGGCGAGCGCGUCGCCGUCGCGCGCGCGGCGCGCGACGCGAGCGACGACAAAAUCGGGAACGACGCCAGGGACUCCGACUCCCCGGCGAGCGUCGGCGGCGACCUCGCGACCGGCAGCGGCGGCAGCGGCGGGACCGGGUCGAGCGCGACGAGCGCGGUUAAGACGUUGGAGCACCUCGGCGAGACGCUCCGCGUGCUGAGCGACCAGCUCCGCGCGGCGCAGGCGCGUUCCAUCUCACGCCGGUUCCCGUACGACCGCGUCGGCGUGCGGCCGCACGAGUCGCCGCCCGACGCGAGCGGCGCGGAUCGCACCGCGGAGGCGACGCAGCGGAGACUCGCGUCGACGCUGAACGACAUCUCGGAACGCCUGGACGUCGGGUCGCUCGUACAGUUGUUCGUGCCGAAGCUGCAGUCGAGGCCCGGCGGCGCGCUCGUGAUGUUGCAGACGUUUAAGGCGUUCACGCGCGUCAAGACGGUGCAUCAAGAAAAGUUUUGGAAGUACCACAGGUUGUCCGAGGGAUUCUUCUUCAACCUCUCCCCGGGCGGGGACUCGAACUUGUUGGGGCUCCCCGGGCGGUGUUUCCUCCACUCCAGAGCGGAGUGGACGCCGUCGGUGUGCUGCUACCAGCCCACGGAGUACCCACGGUUGGGAUGCGCGAUCGAGUGCCAGAUGCACUCCACGAUCGCGCUUCCGGUGUACUUCGACGACCCUCGCGUCCGCCCCGCGUUGCCGUUCGCCGUCAUGGAGCUCCUCCUGGAUCAGCAAGUCACGGACAUGGGACGCGUGUUUAGCAUCUGCGUCGGCGCGCUGCGCGAGAACGGUCUGUACACCGCGGGGACGGAUCGCUUGGGGACGGAGGACACGAUGCGCGCGGCGCUGGGCUCGAAGCUCUCGCGCGUCGGCGAGGGCAACGACGUCGCGCUCGAGAACAUGUGCCACGCGCUCGGGUUCCCGCUCGCGCAGUGCUGGAUCCCGAACGACGACGGUCUGCUGAUCGCCGCGGGGGCGCCGUACUGCGUCAAGGACGCGAUGGCGUUUCCGUUUCGUCAGAUCUCGUCGCAGAUCUCGUUGCUCAGCGGUCAGGGACCGGUGGGACAGGCGCACGAGCAGGGGACGAUGAUCUGGAUCGACGACGUCCAAAACGGGAGCCAGCUGGACUGGCCUCUGCAGCACGCGACCGCGCUGCUCGGUCUUCACGGCGCGUGCACGUGCAAGAUUUUGUUGCACCAAAAGCCGAACCGCGGCGGUUGCGGCGGGGAGCCGAUCGAGGCGGUGUUGGAGGUGAUUCUUCCGAGCAACUUGCUCAUCGCGGAACAGCAGCGGCGCUGCGUCGAGGCGCUGUGGAACUACCUGCAGAACGCGCGGGAGUUGCAGAUCGUGACCGUCGGCGCGGCCGCGGCGACGCGGGCGGCGGGCCAGGCGGCGCGGGGAGGAGGAGGGGUGAACGCGAACGCGAACGCGGCUCCGGGAGGCCAACCGGGCGCGGGCGCGGGCGCGGGCGCGGGCGGCGGCGGAGGGCCAAAUUCGAAGUCGAGCGACCUGACCGCGGUCCACGCGGCCGUCGGGGGCGACGGCGGCGGCGGUCGCGCGCACGGCGGGAACUCGCUCGCGGGGAUCCCGCUCCCCGGCGACGCGAGCGUGGACGAGACCGUGAUGAACUGGGGCGUCACGCUAGAGAUGUUGCAGCAGCACUUCAGCAAGCACCUGAAGCAAGCCGCGAAAGACUUGGGCGUCGGGUCUACGACGUUAAAACGCAUCUGUCGACGGUACGGCAUCACGCGGUGGCCGCGGCGGUCGCUGAAGUCGAAGCAAGGGAAGCUGCAGCAGGCGCUGAAGUCGCUGUACACCGCGGAUGGCGCCGCGGCGCCCGGCGAACGCAGCCAGGGCGGCGGCGACUCCUCCGCGCACGGCGGCGGCGGCGCGUCCGCGAUGUCGCUGGGAACGCGCGAUUCGUUCAUGACGGACCCGGCGAGCGGCGGAGACGGCGCUAACGACGCGUCCGUGCACGGCCCGAACGGCGGCGUGGGUUGGGGCCUCGGCGGGUCGCUCCCCCCGGGGGGUUUGUCGCCGUUGACGCGUCACGAUUCCAUCACGUCGUCUCCGCUGAGCGGACGAGCGCCGUGGCCGCCCGUCGGUGGUAUCGCCGGCGGAUCCACCCUGAGCGGCUUGAAGCGCGCGCUCGCGGCGGAUCAGAACCCGUGGGGCGGCGGCGACGGCGGGAUGCCGCGCCCCGGAAACGCCGGCGGCUGGCCCGGCGGCGACGGCGGCGGCAUCGGAAAGUUCCAGAGAGGGUUCUCGUGGCACGGCGGCGACGUCGCGCGGCGCGCGCUGCAUAACCAAGCUGCUGAAACUGAAACGCGCGAGGAGAGGACGUUACACGGUGAGUAUGCGUUCGCGCAAUUCGGCGGCGGCAACGCAAACGGGCGCGCGUGGUACCCGGACCAGGGCGCGUCCGCGCGCCCUUCGCCCGCGUUGCCCAUCCCCGGGGCGUCUCACGCCGCCCAGCCGACGAACGAGGAUUUCAUGUGGAACUCGUUCGACAGCGGCACGACGCUCGCGUCGACGCAGGGCGGUUCCGUGCACGGCGGCAGCUUGCACGGCGGCAGCGUGCACGGGGGCAGCUUGCACGGAAACAUGGGCGCGGUGGCGGCGCUCAACGCGGCCAACGCGACGCACUUCGCCGCCGCGUCGCCGCCGCCGCCGUCAGACAUCGACCCGGGCAACUUCUUGAUGCAGAGCGGGCCCGGGUCCCCCGCGGGGAGGCCCGGCGGGGCGCUCAAAGACGCCGCGGACGCGGACGCGGACGCGCGAACGGGCACGGGAACGGCGACGGGUCCAUCCGGCGGGACGAAGACGAGCGGCGACGGCAGCGGUUCAUCGUUCGACGCGGACAGCUCGGGGAAGACCUCCUCCGGGUUGUUGUCGUCGGGACGCGGGCGCGGCGGCGGCGCCGCGGGCGCGGCGGGCCCCGGGCCGGGCGUCGUCUUCAAGGCGUCGCGCGACGACGGCGACGGAGGAGGUCUUCUUCGCGUGCGGCUCCUGGGAGACGUCACGCACGCGGCGCUCGUCGAUCGCCUCGCGCUGUGCCUCCGUCCUCUCGAAAGCGAAAGAGGUUUUUUUAAGAUCAAGUACCAAGACGACGAGGACGAGUGGUGCUUGCUCUCGAAAGACUCGGACCUGGAGGAGGCGAUCGCGUUCGCGAAGCAGCGCCGCGAGAACGCCGCCGCCGCCGGCGUCGCGACCGCCGACCUCGCCACCGCGCUCGGCCACGUGCGACUCAAGAUCGAGAGCGGCGCGGUCGGUUCGCCCGCGCUCGCGAGUCCGACCGCCUCCGCGUGGGGGGCGCGAGACGUGGGCCCCCCGGGGACGCCGUCCGCGGCGCGCGCGUGCGGUGCGAGCGACGCGACGUUCACCGCGAAGAUCUCCCUCGGCGACGGCGACACGAUGCGCGUCAAGCUUUUGCCUUCGAUGUCCUUCCGCGACCUCGCCGCGCGCGUGAUGGAGGCGACGCCCAUGACGUUGACGUACACGGACGACGCGGACGAGUCGUGCGACUUGAGCGGCGACGCGGACCUGGACGAGUGCCGCGCCGCGUGCGCGAGUAGCGGGACGAUACGCGUCCGGGCGACGUUCGGAGGCGGCUGACGACGUGCGGCGGUGAGGUUAAUCUUCCGCGACGACGCGCGCGCGCUGUGCGUGUACAACAGAUGAUUCUGAGUUUAUUUUUCGC
Micromonas pusilla CCMP1545 is the source of this 4054-nucleotide messenger RNA. RefSeq names its product nit2-like protein 1. The coding region runs from base 1 to 3969 and encodes 1322 amino acids. The record is from RefSeq and is a predicted model, not a curated record. Gene Ontology annotation, molecular function: protein binding; DNA-binding transcription factor activity. Lineage: Eukaryota; Viridiplantae; Chlorophyta; Mamiellophyceae; Mamiellales; Mamiellaceae. The transcript is spliced from 3 exons.